CUGUCGGCUGUGCAACAAGCUGCGAUCAGAGGAGCUAAUCGGAGGAGGAGGGCAGAAGGAAAAGCCUGGAAGGAACAGAGAUCAAUCAGGAGACGUGAGGAUGUGAAAUAGAGAGAGAGGCAAGAAGAAGAAAGAGAGAAGGAGGGAGAAAGGGAGGAGGAGACUGUGCGGUGUGUAAAGGCUGAGAGGGGAAGUGAAAUAGACCGUUGGGAAGAGACUCUGUGAGCGCUGUGAUCAAGACAGAGAGGAGUACAGGAAAUACAGGAAAGUGAUACAGAGUGCUUUGAUUAACACGCGCUUCAUGAUAAAGACAACGGAGAACCGAUAUUCUUUCUUUUUUUUAUUCACCUUUUGAUCCAUUAAUAUCUUCUGAGUUGUCAGUUGCAGCUGAGUGAAUCCCACUUCAAGGGGGGUUAAUCAGAUUCCCCAAACUCGUUACUUCAAAGCUUUUUCUUUGUGUCUUGCGUGUCUUUAAAAAUGACGUAAAGAGGCGCAAUCAAUCUGCGAGUGUUCUUUGGGGGAUUGCAGUCGCUCCGUUGGAGGACGCUUGGAUUGUGCUGUCAAACUUGGCUCCGGGUUUCUUGUUCUAACACUUUCCUCCGUGAGUCACGGACCACUGACCACUGAGUGGUUCGGCUGAAUAAGCUUCCGAAAGGCUUAAUUAAUAAACUAUGAUACAGUGAGGAUUUUGAUUGUAAGACCCACCGACAAUGUGGGAAACUAGAUGAGGACAGUCUGCUCUCUUGAGAAUAUGUUCUCCAGGAAUCGCUUCAAUGGUCAACAUGGAGCAGGUGUUGCCCCUAAAGGAGGCACAAAGGCAAAAGUCCAUUCACCCAAGAAGAGAGCUCCAAACCCCAGGGUAGCACUGGUCAUUCGUGGUAAAAUACAUCGCCUCUUGCAAGGGUCUGCAGAUCACCAUGUCCCAGAUUCCGACCUCUAUUAUGGAGGUAUUGAAGAUGAGGAAGAGGGGGAAACACAGGAGGACAGAAAGGAGCACAGAAGCAGAUAUCCAAAGGUUAGCUCCAGGGCUGAAGCCUAUUCUCCAAAGGUGUCAAACGGUAAAGGACAUAGUGUAGCACCGGGGCCGCCAUGUGUUGGAGAGGUAGAGCUGAACAGAGAGGGAUGUAUAAGACUACCAUGCACUUUGCAGCACAAAAGCUGCAGAUCCCCAGCCAAUAUAAAACGAAUCUCCUUUGAAGGGGACAUUCAGGCAGCUCCUGAGCAGAUGCAACCACCCCCGCACUACAGUCCAAUAGGCCCAGACAUGAAUGGUACUAAAUUUGCAGGAGCAGCUGGGGGGGAUUUUGCUUCACCCCGUAUUCGGCCAAAGAGACCCUUUUCUACUGGUGACUGUGUGGACUACAACUUCAACAGAGCUCUGCCAGGUACGCUGCUAGAGGACGAAGAAAAAGAGGAGGAGUCAAGUGCUAUCAUCGACCACAUUCUUAAAGAGCUGAGGGGGAUCAACAAGAUACAGGAGGAAAUCUCAGACCUUAGGGAUUAUCUGACCUCAGUUCGAGGGUCAGUUGAGGAAGUGUCAUCUUGUGUUGACGCUGUACUGUUGGAGAUUGAGGGUAUUCGUUCUAGCAACAAGGCGGGUUCAGGGGUUCACACAGGCACCUGGUCGGGGGUAGGGUACAAAGAUGGAUCAUCCUCCCGCAGAAGGCCCGCUAGUGCUUAUGGCAGUUUAGGGAGUGCAAUGCCAAAGUCUUCUUCAAAUCUUUUCCCUCAAGUCUGCAAUGAGCGUCAUAGCAUCCAUGGAGAUUUACUGCUAUCAGGGGCAGAAGACUCUACUGUGUCCCCAAUUGCUGAAUUAGUGGAUCAUCAGGAACUGGAGGAACCAGAGGAUACCUCUGACCAUAGUUCGGAUAUCCCUGUAGGUGCGAUAGCAGGAAAGCUCAGCUUUAGCUACUUUGAAAGGCCGGAUGGCCAUGACUAUCCAAGCACCAGCUCCUUGUCUUCUGGUCAUAGUGAGUCAGACCUAGAGGGACCAUCAUCUAGUCAUGGAAGGAAGAAGCAAAGAGCUGAUGAUCGAGAGGAACAUUGGACUAACACUGGACCACCACACAGUGCCUCUGGGGAAUCUGCGUGGCAUAGGGAAACUGCUUACCGCAGGGCCAGAAGUCUGGAGGAGCAUGAAAGUGAGAGUCGUCUCUAUGGUGAAGGAGCUGGUAGCUGGGAUCACUACAGAGGUGCAGGAGGUUAUGGUACUUCAGGGCAGUGCUCCACAGGAAGCUCAGAACAUCUCUCUCUUCGCUCUGGGAAACAUUACAACUCACCUGCCAGCACUUCUAGCAGGGAGGAGUGGCAGUCACGUAGAAGAAGGCCUCAAACCCAGUCUGGGAUCAAUAUUCCAAUAGAUACCAACCUUGAAAAGCCCACUGUGGCAUAUGAAUGUUCUGCUGAUAUGUCCUACCCUCAAAGUUCUGGUUACCAUUCAAUUGAUGGACAUGAUGGAGAAGCGGAGGAAUUUGACUAUGGGCAGUCAAAUGACCUGAGCUACAAUACAGACUGUCAUGUCGAUAGUUAUCAGGAAACGUAUUUAGCCUAUGAAGAGUCUUCAGCAGCCACAUGGACUGAGGAAUCCUUAUGUACCACUGUAGCUGAUAGGCCAUUCAUCCAACAGCCUGGAGCCACCAACCAAACCUUAGAAAAUCGACUCCCUCGCUCUGUCAGUGCAGAUGUCCAAACUGGUGGUUUCAAUGUCAAGCGAAUAGGCCGAGCUGUACUUGAUUUUAGCUCUGCCUUGCGCGGUGCAUUGCGCAAAAUUGAAGUACCUGGAGCCCAGAAUCCUGGAGAGGAAGCAGACUUUGAAAUAUCAAUGCCGUCUGACCUACAUACAGCUGAUUUGCCUUCAAAACCUCAAUGCUAUGAGGCACAAUUUCAACAAACAUGUGACCAAUUCCGGAAAGGUAAUGUGGGUGAUAGUGAUAGUGCUGUUCGAGAAUUAUGCAGACACAAUACUCUUGACAAAUCCGAUCUUUUUUCUGUGGAGCCUAAGCAUGAAGAAGCCAACAACAGCCUUACAUUGGAGUCUACAGACACCUGCCAACACCCUCCUAGUUCGGACAAGAUACCCCCAUUCCCAGAAGAACGUUCAGUCUGCCUCGACCCAAUUUCCAGUAGCACUUCAAUACUGCCUCCACCUUAUGGCCUUACAGAACAACCUGCAGAAGGUCCUGCAAAUGGUCCUCCAGAUCGGACCAUUAAAGCCCAGCUUUCGCAAUGCACCACUACAGAAUCCCUCUCAGUCUCCCUUUCGGUUGAUGAACCUGCAGCGCUGGAGGAGCAGGGAGAAACGGAGGUGCCUCUGCCACAGCACUUCGCCACAGACACUGUGGCCCCAGAAGGCAAAGUGGAAGGAGAUGCAGCAGAGCCACCCUUGGAGAUAAGCCGGAUGGAUGAACGUAGGCUAAAGUGCCUGAGGACCUUCCAGCAGAUUCUGCGGGAGAAGAGGGAGUCCCGACGCAACCUCACCAGUAUGACAAUGUCCACCUUCUCUCAGGAUGACUUUGAACCAGAUGGAAGUCAAGAAGGAGAUCAGGUUACCUCUUUUGUGGUUUCUCUCUCGUUAUAAGUAUUAACAUGACAUCUUAAAGGAAGUUGUUCUUCCUGUACAAUUUCUUAAUAUCCUUUUGGCAUUUUCUCAUGUCAGUGUCUCUCUCUAAUUAUUUUUUGUGUAAUGAUUGUUGUCAGUUUCUGAAAAGUGCUCGCUUAAUCCUGAAAAUACUGUGUUUCAAUUUAAAGCUAAUGAAAAAGCUUUAGGUUUUACGAGAUGUCAGCCUCAAAGCAUCCGAGUCCUAUUAAGAACAUUUGUUGUUCCUGUCAUAAAUUUAAAAAAAAAAAUGCUAUUCAGGAAUAGGUCAGUAUUAAUUAUGACACAAUAUUAAUGAAAAAUAAUAUUGGUGUGGAGUCUGUCAGGGUGACAUAUCAGCAUGUUUUGUUACUGUCACAUUUUCUUUACUAGCUGUCAGACAAAAAAAACACGCUGUCAGGAAGCAAAAUUCAAUAUUCGAUGUGCGUUUACUGGGAGCGUGUUUGGUGGGUGUUUUCUUUACAAGGUGAAACCAGAUUUAUGAUGCUCAUAUAUGUAUGGGGGCAAUAUGAUUGAUCGAAAUGCCCUCUUUGGCAUGCCAUGCUGAGACUCAACCAACCCAGUUCAGUCCCUUCUCUUCUGUUAUUUUUUUGUUCUUGUUUCUCUUGUGCUUGUGCAUGCUACAGUGUCAUGAAACCAAUAAAGCCCGUCAUAA
Molecule: messenger RNA, 4250 nt
Organism: Anarrhichthys ocellatus (wolf-eel)
Lineage: Eukaryota; Metazoa; Chordata; Actinopteri; Perciformes; Anarhichadidae
Exons: 3
Coding region: 725-3577 (950 amino acids)
Source: RefSeq, a predicted model, not a curated record